This is a messenger RNA of Xiphias gladius (swordfish), 6411 nucleotides long. It is a transcript of the gene lipeb, whose product is annotated as lipase, hormone-sensitive b. Gene Ontology annotation, cellular component: cytosol. Gene Ontology annotation, biological process: triglyceride catabolic process; cholesterol metabolic process. The transcript is spliced from 13 exons. NCBI's taxonomy places the organism in Eukaryota, Metazoa, Chordata, Actinopteri, Istiophoriformes, Xiphiidae. Gene Ontology annotation, molecular function: triacylglycerol lipase activity; sterol ester esterase activity. The coding region runs from base 263 to 2776 and encodes 837 amino acids. The record is from RefSeq and is a predicted model, not a curated record.
GGACAGAAAAAGGACAACAUUGCCUCUGAAUAGAAUUACUUAUGAGAGCCUGACGGGGGAAGAGCUACAUCAUAAAGAAAAGAAAGCGACAGGCGAAGAGAGGGAGAACAAAUCGGAAUCGGAAAACCAUAUCUCUCUCCUGUCUGCCACCCGUCCCUCCUUCUCUUUCUCUCAUUCUGUCUCUCUUUUUCCUCUGUGCUGUCAUUGCCUUUGUGGAAGAGAGGAGACAGACAAGGAAAGAACCUUGAACUCAGAAGCUGUGAUGGACACCAAGGCAGUGUUUGCGGCCCUGCACAGCGUGUGCGAAGAAAAUAGUACUUUCUUCUCAGGAGGAGCCAAGGGGUCACAGGGUGAUGCAUCGCGGCGGCUGGUGAAUGCCAUGAAGCUGAUCCAGGAGCACGCUCGCAGUCUGGAGCCUGUCAUCUCGGGCUUCGCUGCAGUGUACCAUCAUUUUGACUUUGACCCACACAUACCCGCUAAUGGUUAUCGUUCACUGGUCAAGGUGGUGCGUUGCUGCAUUCUCCACAUCAUCCACAAGGGGCGCUACAUCACCGCCAACCGUCGCAGCAUCUUUUUCCGAGUUGCGCACAAUGCAGGGGAGAUGGAGGCUUACUGCAACGCCCUGUGUCAGCUACGUGCCCUGCUCUACUUGGCUCAGCGCAUGCUACAUGACAACAGCCAUGGCAACCUUUUUUUUCAGGAUGAAAGUGGUCUCAGUGAGAUCUUUGUCCGCGAAUACUCAUCCAUGCACAAGGGGUGCUUCUACGGCCGUUGCCUAGGCUUUCAGUUCACUCCAGCCAUCCGGCCCUGUCUCCAAACCAUCGCAAUCGGCCUUGUGGCCUUUGGAGAAAACUACAGACGCCACCAGUCAGGAAUAGGUGUAGCAGCCAGCUCUUUCUUUAACUCAGGGAAGUAUGCCAUUGACCCAGAGUUGAGAGGGGCAGAAUUUGAGCGCAUCACCCAGAACCUGGACGUUCAUUUCUGGAAGACCUUCUGGAACAUUACUGAGACCGAGGUCCUGUCGAGUCUCGCCAGUAUGACAUCCACUCAAGUUAAGGUCAACCGGGCUCUGUCUGUGCCCCCUGUGUCCUUUGACCUUCCCCUGGCAGCUAACCACAGAGCAUCUGUAACUAUAGCUCCACCAUCAGCACACAUUGGCACUGCUCCGGUUCUGAUGAGGCUCAUCUCUUAUGACCUACGUGAAGGACAGGACAGUGAAACUUUGUUGUCUCUCUCUCGCACUGAGGGAGGUGCAAUCUCUCUGUCACUGGGGCUGAAGGCCAAGCGCCUCCCCUCUUCUCCCUGCUUGCUGAUCCACUUCCAUGGGGGAGGCUUUGUGGCCCAGACCUCCAAGUCACAUGAGCCCUAUCUGAAGAGUUGGUCCCAGGACCUUGGUGUCCCCAUCUUGUCAGUGGACUACUCACUUGCCCCUGAGGCCCCCUUCCCAAGGGCCUUGGAGGAGUGUUUCUAUGCCUACUGCUGGGCUCUGAGAAACCACCACCUACUAGGAUGGACUGGAGAGAAAAUAUGUCUGGCCGGAGACAGUGCGGGAGGCAAUUUGUGUGUGACGACAUCGAUGCGUGCUGCUGCUUUUGGUGUGCGAAUGCCAGAUGGCAUUGUGGCAGCCUACCCGGCUACCCUUCUGACUGCCUACGCUUCGCCCUCCCGUCUGCUAACACUUAUGGAUCCCCUGCUGCCACUCAGUGUGCUCUCCAGGUGUCUCAGUGCCUAUGCAGGCAAUGAGCCACAGACCGAGAAGCAGGUAGAGAAAGUGAGCACACUGAGCCUGGUGAGGAGAGACACGGCACUGCUGCUGCGAGAUUUCCGACAGGGAGCUUCCAACUGGAUCCAAUCUCUGCUGGAUCCAAACAGAGCCUCAGCUCUCCCCAGCACAGCUGCAGAGGCGCCACCCGGAGCCACUGAUGCAGUGAGGAAGAGCAUUUCAGAGGCAUUCAUCUCUUCUCCUCACGCCGACCCCCCUGUACCCUCAGAGCCGUCAGAGUUCCCCACCAGGAAAUUAUCUGUGAAGAGCCAGACUUGCCAGGACUUGGGAUCCCACAGCCGUUCCACUUCGCACAGUGCACCACUGCUCUCUGAGUGCACUCCAGAAGAUGUGAAUUUUUUCCUCUCCAAGAAUGCAGAUCCUUCCAUGUCCAGUGACCUGUCUUCAGUGGCCCUACCACCCCCUGCUGGAGAGGAGGGAUCGGAGCUGGAACACCCCAGGGAGUUUCCCCUGGGGUUCGAGCCACUGCGUUCAGAGCAGUUGGCUGAGAUGAGGGUGCAGACCUCUCCAGUGUUCAAAGAUCCUUUCUGCUCACCUCUUCUGGCCCCUGAUAGCAUGCUGAAAGGGCUGCCACCCGUACAUAUAGUGGCUUGUGCAUUAGAUCCAAUGCUCGAUGACUCUGUGAUGUUUGCCAAGCGUUUGAGGAACAUAGACCAGCCUGUCACUCUAUGUGUGGUGGACGACCUCCCCCAUGGCUUCCUCAGCCUAUCGCAGCUCUCCAGGGAGACGAGGGAGGCUGCCAAUGUCUGCGUAGAGCGAAUACGCGCCGUCUUCACCCAGAAGGACACACCCCCAGAGCCACGCAAGCACCGAAAGCUGGAACGGACCGAUAGGGGUGUGUCGGCCUCUUCUGGGGAAGCUGCUUCUCUCUUCGUUGGCCCCAUUGAGGGAGGGGAGGUAGCUGUUGGGAGAGGGGCUAAAAUUGCUGAUGGGGAAGGCUUAGUUGCUGUGGCAGCCCAGAAUAACACUGACGCUGGUGGUAUUGGGGCUUAAACAAGGUUAGAUAAAAAAGGACUGCCAUUCACUGACGAGUGAAGGGAGAAAGGGUAAAUGAAAGUCAGACAAAUUUAGGCAGUGCAGUGCCUAAAAGGGGGGAGAGAUAAAGCAUCCUAAAAAACAGAAAAGGGGGAAGGGGCAGUCUAGCAGAAUGCCAGGAGAGAGAGAAAUGUAACUUCCUCAGCUUCUCAAUUCUUGCCACUUGUCUGUGCAGCAUCAUGCACCGACACAUAUUUGGCAGACAAAACGAACACACCCACAAAAGAUGCUCAUGUUUUAGAAUAAAAAGGUAAUUUAGCAGCUACGUAGAUCAAAGGCCAGCACUCACCCAAACAUGCAGCACACAGACUUAACAGAGUUGCCUCUAGCCAGCGCAGGCUCGGACAUAAAGCAGCGCACAACAUUCUUCAGACGAGGCCUGAAUGGGAUAUUCAUCUAGGCCAAGGCAGCCAUUUGAAGCCCUAAUCAGAUGGUGGUAGGCGCACUAUAUGCUUCUGUAUAGAGUCAUCCCUAUCAAAAUGGUCACUUGUCCUUACGGGAGCCACUCUAAAUCACACUUAAUAACUCCACAUUGUGUUCUCCAUUACGGCAGUUUGGCAGUCAAUACAGCUCACUUUGUGGAUAGUAACUCUGUUGACUCUCUCCCAAAUAGAAUUACAAAGCUAAAACACAACAGACUGAAAGGCUGGAAACUGGAUGAAUUGAUCUACUUGUUUCUUGAGAUUCUGUUGCAGUCUUUAACAAUAUUAUUAAGCCUAUGCAGUAGUAUUACUUUUGUUAUUUAUAUCUUUUUUUUUUUUUUAGUAUAAUCCCUGAAUCGUGACAAGUUUGUUUGUUGAUUUGUGCACUAUAUUGUUCGUUUUAAUGUAAUCAUAUGCUGUUAAUUCCACAUUUUUGAAAGUGCUCAAUAUUUACCUCCGCCUCUUUAGCCACAGCUGCUCCGACAUCCCUGGAUUUUCCAAUUAAAUUCAUGUCCUACUCUCAGAUAUGCAUACUGAUAGGAUAGAGUAAAUGUAGAAUAUUACACAGGGACACAGUGCCCUAUCUAGAUGCUGCCUGGUGCUUUUUGUAGUGCUGAUAUUACUAAUGCAGACAUUGCAUUUUAUUGAUUGCUAGAGUGAAAUUUGUGGAGAUGCACUGAAAUGCAUUACUUUUUGAACACAAAUGUUUGAAAAUGUUGGUCCCAUCUUUAUAAGGCUUAAAAGAGCCUCAUCAACAAUCAUAGCUCUCAGAUGUCUUAAAGAGGCAAAAUGUUUUUAUUUUUAUUAUUUUAAGACUGGAAAUAGUUUCUCACCCUCCUCCCUCUGUAAAACAGGAUUAAGAGAGAGAAGGGGCAGCAAAAAUCCCAGCACUCAGCUAUCAAUAGAUAACUUACAGUUCACUGCACUGAUUUCAUCACAGGUUGUCCCUGUUCCUUGCCAGUUGUUGUUGGUCAUUACGUCUCUGCACAGUAUGCAGUGUGUCAAACUACUACUUCUCUCAGGGCAGGAGAUUUCCGGCCUGACAACCACAAAUCCCAGGCUUUUAGGUAAAGCUUGAAGUACCUGACCAAGAAAAGAGAUUGCAAAAGUGUUUAGUAAAAGCCACCGAACUUGUAUUUAGCCAGCUAAAAGUGGCUGGCAGACCAGAUUUUUUUGCACCCCACCAUCACAUUUGGGGUUGAUUUUUGGGUUUUCGAUAAUCUGAGAACACUUCUCUGAGCGUGAUGCUACCUAAGCACUUUGAAGUGCACAAAAAUGUCCUACGGAGGGUCAUUCCCUCUCUCAAGUCCAACUAAAUAUAGAUGCCAACAAUGAUGGCACUGUCCUGCCCUUGCCCGGAAACUGGACUGGGGUUGCCAGGUCUGUAGAGAGGGAUGCUGUGUGAUGAAUAGGAUUUAGCUGAAACUCCGCUUGCAAAAUCCUCCCCCACGUAGAAGAGCAGGAUUUUCAGACUCAAAGUUAUGCUAUAGGAUUAGACCAUGCUCAGUUCUGUCAACUCAGAUUACUUACUGCAAUAUUUUUAGUCCGAUUGAUGGAGAGAACCAGGACCGUUUAGAGGAAGAAAGUAAUAGACUCAUUCUCUCUGAGAUGCUGGGCUGAAGUUUGUACUUGCUUUACUUGCUGCUGUUUAUGCUCCCUCUGCACUUUUGCAGUAGUUUGUUUGUCAAUCCGUGAAGUGCAUUUUAAGCUUGAGCUUGAAUACAUGUCACUCUUACUUUUAUCCGUCUUUGCUUGUUGCCUGUAUGUAAGGCUAUAUUGGAGUCUCCAUGUGCACAUUCGCGUGAUCACAUUAGUCUCCAGUGGGUGAGAAACAUGAGCUCACACAUGGGCAUGUCCUCUCUGUUGUGUUGUGUGUGUUCACAUAAAGACAGGAAAAGCUCUUUACAGUCAAGAGACUAUUCAUAGUAUUAGUCAUCUGUUGUUCAGAACGAUCUCUUUGAAGAAAUCAAAACUCUGUGUCACACCAGUUUUUGUUUGUGAUAUACUGAACAUGGACUUCAUCAAUACUGAAAACUCGACCGCCUAUGAAGCCCAGCAGUAUUGAUUGGUCAUUACCACUUCAUUGUAUGAAUUAUCUGAGCGGCGAGAAAAAAGUUGUGUGAAAUGCAUUCACUUGCCGUGUUUUGACCUUCAUAUGGCUCUUACCCUUGAUGACCACUGAUGCAUCAGGCUAAACUGAGUGCAGGUGAUGGACCAGAGAGCCCAUCUGGUGUUUUGGACAGAUGAGUUUGCAGAGAGUGAGUCAGUGUUACCUUUAGUUCUCCCAUCCCUGGCAUUAUUGUGGUUCCACUGAUGUUUAUGUGCUGCCUGCAACUAUGAGCUGAUAUGUUUGAUUCAGUAUUGUUUCAACCGCUGUUGUUUCACAGUGUCUAUGUGUGGAUAAUCCACAGUGCAUCUUUUAUAAUCCCAAAUUGUCCUUGUAAGUAGGAACUAGUUUUAGUGGUUCAGUGUAAUAUUGCUUUUUUUUUUUUUGGUUGUUCAGUUAUCAGGUUGGACAGCAUACCUCUAAAGAUUGCCUCCUCGAAAGCUCCUCUUGCUAGAGAUUUUCUUUGCCCCAAGAGGAUUUCGGUGAAGUGCAAUGCAAAAUGGAACGUUGCUGCAAACAUGAGCUAGUUGGCUCAACCAUCACGUCAGCAUUUACAGUAAAGCUAUGCAGUCACAACACCAGCAUCAUACCAUUUUACAAUUCACAGUCUGUUUAAUGUGGUAAUGUCAUUUUCUGUUGUGCUAUGUGUUUGAACCAACCUCAAGGUUGAACUUCAUAGUUAGCAUACCAACUUAUAUAUCGCAAAACUUGUUUUAAAGUAGAUUUGACAAAAUUCUUUGAAGCUUAAUUAUUUUACAAAUGCAUCAGUGUGUUUGGCUGACCUAAAACACUAAUAAGAAAUGUCUCCCACUGAGAAGUACUCAUUUAAUCAAACAGUUAGAUAUUGUUCAUUUAUGAUUAGUUGUAAGCAGAACCAAAGACUGCGGUCAGAGUCUUGUAACAGGUGUACUGUCCUUGCCGUUUAGUGUUUGUUGUUAACUGGUAUCAUAGAAAAUGCAGGUGCUAGAUAGUGUCAUAACCCUUCUGCCCUCCAUAUGCAAAUUGCUCCGUACUGUAAGAUGCAGUUCUGAUGUAGAAUAUGACUAACCCUAAAAAAAAAAAAA